AUGCCUCCUCCAGUCCAGUUGGGCUUGACGACUAUCAGCAAGCCUACCAUAGGCAGAAACGGCUACCAAGGGUUCAACCCUCACUCUGAGGUCCUUCCCAAAGGCUGGAAUGGCCACAAAGCCCGCCCUUUGCCGUCCGACAUCCUUGUCGACCACGAUGUCGGCAUCAAAGUUCGUGACGGCUGCACCCUCUAUUGCGAUGUCUACCGGCCCCCGACUUCCUGCUCUAAUGAGAAAGUACCGGCAAUUAUAGCAUGGAGCCCAUUUGGGAAGAAACUCAGCGGCAUUACCGUGAUGAAGACGCUUCCCUGGGGAAUGGGCAUUCCACAGGGCACGACAAGCGGUCUUGAACGUUUUGAGGGUCCCGACCCGGCUGAGUAUGUCCCUCAGGGCUACGCUAUUGUCAAUGUUGACGCUCGUGGAGCUGGGGAUUCCGAAGGGUCCGUCGUUAUUAUGGGCACCCAGGAAGGGGAAGACGGGUAUGAUGUGAUUGAGGGAAUUGCAAAGCUUCCCUGGUGUUCCGGAAACAUUGGUCUCGCUGGUAACUCCCACCUCGGCAUUGUUCAGUGGUUCAUUGCCGCCUUGAGGCCGCCUUCUCUGAAGGCGAUUGCUCCCUGGGAAGCUGCAGGAGAUCUCUACCGAGAACAAUUCGCUAGAGGUGGUGUCUGGGACAGUGCUUUAUUCGACAGCAUCACUGAAAAUGUCAUUCAGGGGCAUGGUGGUCUCGAACAUUUCGCCGAAAUGUACCGACGCAGCCCCCUUCAAAAUGCCUAUUGGAAGGACAAGCGUGUGAACAUCAAGAACAUUAACAUACCAACCUAUAUUGUGGCGUCUUAUUCAACUUUUGUACACACAAUGGGCUCUAUACGUGGCUGGCUGGAUGUUGACACCAAGGACAAGUGGCUCAGAUGGGACCCCUAUCAGGAAUGGUUCGACUUGUGGACAGUCAAGGAAUCUCGGGAUGAGCUUGCAGCUUUCUUCGACAAAUUCCUCAAGGGCAAGGACAAUGGAUUUGAAAAGGUCCCUCGUGUUCGACUGGCUCUGCUCAGAUUCGGGGAUAAAGACCCUAUUUAUCCCAUCGUGGAGGAGGACUACCCGAUUCCGCGGACGAAGUACACCGACUUCUUCCUAAGCCCUGACAUGACACUUUCUCUGGAAGCGCCGAAGAAAACGCAAACCGUGUCGUACUUCUCGGAGAUCAGAAACAACAGCUUUGAGAAAGUCUCCUUUACAUACACAUUCUCCGAAAAAACGAGACUAGCAGGCAUGCCGAAGGCUGUUCUCUACAUGUCUACCAACGACUCGGAUGACAUGAAUAUCUACGUUCUCAUACGGAAACUGGAUCGCAACGGAAAGGCAUUGCUCAAUUUAAACAUCCCCUGGAGCCACGCACCGACCAAGUCGUUUGACGGGAUAGAUCCCAAGGAUCACCACAACCUCUUGUUCUAUUUUGGCCCGCUUGGCAUCCUCAGAGCGUCCCGUCGCCAUAUUGACCCAACUAUGAGCAUUCAUUCCCAGUACCCAUUCCAUACUCACGACCGGGAGGAGAAGCUCAGCAAGGGAGAGGUCAUCGAGCUUCAGAUCGGCUUGUGGGCCAUGGGUAUUGAAUAUGAGGCGGGAGAAAGUCUUAGUGUGGAAAUCCAAGGACAGUAUCCCCUCUUCAAGGAUUAUGCGGCUGCGGAGAAGCCUAAACCGAUUUCUGGAGAGGACAAUGUCGGAAACCAUAUUCUCCACAUUGGUGGGCAGUACCCAAGUCGUGUCAUCCUUCCUGUGAUUUGA
Messenger RNA from Penicillium riverlandense, 1779 nucleotides. Its product is annotated as CocE/NonD family hydrolase. The record is from RefSeq and is a predicted model, not a curated record. NCBI's taxonomy places the organism in Eukaryota, Fungi, Ascomycota, Eurotiomycetes, Eurotiales, Aspergillaceae. The coding region runs from base 1 to 1779 and encodes 592 amino acids. Gene Ontology annotation, molecular function: dipeptidyl-peptidase activity. The transcript has a single exon.